CAUCUUUCUGAGCAGGCCGCAGUCCGUGCGAAGAAGUGAAGGAAAUCCAUUAUCCAACGACACCCGGUACUUUAGGGCCCUACGAAAAAAGCAGUCUACAGCCAGUAGCAGCAAACAAUAAAGAUGUCGAUGAUUUCCGCCCGUUUGGCUGCCUCGGUGGCCCGCAGCCUGCCGAGAACCGCUGGCCAGCUGCUUUGUAAAAUGGCCGUUCCGGCCGUUUCGGUUGCCGCUCGCAACUUCCACGUUUCCACUGCCACCCGCGGCGCCGAGAUCUCGGCCAUCCUCGAGGAGCGCAUCCUCGGAUCGGCGCCGAAAGCUGACCUGGAGGAGACUGGCCGUGUGCUGAGCAUCGGUGACGGUAUUGCUCGCGUGUACGGCCUCAAGAACAUCCAAGCCGAUGAGAUGGUGGAGUUCUCCUCCGGUCUGAAGGGUAUGGCCCUUAACUUGGAGCCGGACAACGUCGGUGUCGUCGUGUUCGGUAAUGACAAGCUGAUCAAGGAGGGUGACAUUGUCAAGCGUACCGGUGCCAUCGUCGACGUGCCGGUCGGUGAUGAGAUUCUUGGCCGUGUCGUUGAUGCGCUCGGAAACGCCAUUGAUGGUAAGGGCGAAAUCAAGACGAAGCAGCGUUUCCGUGUCGGUAUCAAGGCACCCGGCAUCAUCCCGCGUGUUUCUGUGCGCGAGCCCAUGCAGACCGGCAUCAAGGCCGUCGAUUCGCUCGUGCCGAUUGGACGUGGACAGCGUGAGCUGAUCAUCGGCGAUCGUCAGACUGGCAAGACCGCUUUGGCUAUCGAUACGAUCAUCAACCAGAAGCGCUUCAACGAUGGACAGGACGAGUCGAAGAAGCUGUACUGUAUCUACGUUGCCAUCGGUCAGAAGCGUUCCACCGUGGCACAAAUCGUGAAGCGUCUUACCGAUUCCGGUGCCAUGGGUUACACCAUCAUUGUGUCGGCCACAGCUUCCGAUGCCGCCCCACUGCAGUAUCUUGCCCCGUACUCGGGCUGCGCCAUGGGCGAGUACUUCCGCGACAACGGCAAGCACGCGCUCAUCAUCUACGACGAUUUGUCGAAGCAGGCCGUGGCCUACCGUCAGAUGUCGCUGCUGCUGCGUCGUCCCCCGGGUCGUGAGGCUUACCCCGGUGAUGUGUUCUACCUGCAUUCGCGUCUGCUGGAGCGUGCGGCCAAGAUGAGCCCGGUACUCGGAGGAGGUUCGCUGACUGCUCUGCCGGUCAUUGAAACCCAGGCCGGUGACGUGUCCGCCUACAUUCCAACCAAUGUCAUCUCGAUUACGGACGGACAGAUUUUCCUCGAGACGGAGUUGUUCUACAAGGGUAUCCGACCGGCCAUUAACGUCGGUUUGUCUGUAUCGCGUGUCGGUUCCGCUGCUCAAACGAAGGCCAUGAAGCAGGUCGCCGGCUCGAUGAAACUGGAGUUGGCUCAGUACCGUGAGGUGGCCGCUUUUGCCCAGUUCGGUUCGGAUCUGGAUGCUGCCACCCAGCAGCUUUUGAACCGUGGCGUGCGCUUGACGGAACUGUUGAAGCAGGGCCAGUACGUGCCGAUGGCUAUUGAGGAGCAGGUGGCCGUCAUCUAUUGCGGUGUGCGCGGUUACCUGGACAAGAUGGACCCGAGCAAGAUUACCAAGUUCGAGCGUGAAUUCUUGGCCCAUGUCAAGACGAACGAGAAGGCUCUUCUGCAGCAGAUCGCAACGGAGGGCAAGAUUUCGGACGAUGCCGAUGCCAAGCUGAAAUCUAUCGUCACUGGCUUCAUGUCGACGUUCUCGGGUUAAGCAGUUUCAAGCGAACGUACCGUAUGAGGAGAUAUUAAAAACGGAGUGUAGUUCCCGUAAACCGAUUUUUGCUUCUCUUUCUCUUAUAUUCUUGGGAGAAAGAAAGUGUGACGCGACGCGAGUUAAAAAAACACACAUAAACACAAGUUAAACGGGGAACGACGUCAAUUUGCGCUAUAAAAUGCAACUGUCUCAUGAUCACCAUCAUCUUUGCAAUUUGACAAAACAACAACACGAAAUACGGAGCGGUGCUACGAUUAUGUGUAUUAGGGCGAUAUGUAGAACUGGAAGAAAUUAAAUAAACAGCGAGCGACAGUCAUGGUCCAGGUGUGUUCGAGUUGCACCCAGCCGAGCGGCUCUUACGCUCCCGCGGGCUGACAAGUUUUAUUUCAGCUCGGCACCGUUACAAGGAGAGUAAGAAACGCAUCGUCUGGCGACCUGGAUUGGAGUGACUGAAUCAUAAAAAUCGA
This is a messenger RNA of Anopheles cruzii, 2252 nucleotides long. It is a transcript of the gene blw, whose product is annotated as ATP synthase subunit alpha, mitochondrial. The record is from RefSeq and is a predicted model, not a curated record. The coding region runs from base 124 to 1782 and encodes 552 amino acids. Gene Ontology annotation, molecular function: ADP binding; ATP binding; proton-transporting ATP synthase activity, rotational mechanism. The transcript has 5 exons. Lineage: Eukaryota; Metazoa; Arthropoda; Insecta; Diptera; Culicidae. Gene Ontology annotation, biological process: proton transmembrane transport; proton motive force-driven ATP synthesis.